Punica granatum (pomegranate) is the source of this 1740-nucleotide messenger RNA. NCBI's taxonomy places the organism in Eukaryota, Viridiplantae, Streptophyta, Magnoliopsida, Myrtales, Lythraceae. The record is from RefSeq and is a predicted model, not a curated record.
ACUAUAAUAAUCAUCAUAUGAAGUACCUUAGACUAGGUAAGGCCCACUAUUUCCCUUGUUCCCUUUCCUUCUAAAAGACUGACGAAGAAGGAAGAACAGCUCUCACAGUUAGCAUAGCAUUCAUUCAUGGAAGAAGAAAGGAAAACAAGUGAUGAUGGACCUCUACACAUAGCAAUGUUCCCAUGGCUUGCCAUGGGGCACCUCAUCCCCUUCCUCCGCCUGUCUGAAUCCUUAGCCCGGAGGGGCCACCGGGUCUCCUUCCUCUCCACCCCGAGGAACCUCCAGAGGCUCCACGAAACCCGACCCCGGGCCCUAAAUAUCGACUUCGUCCCCCUCCCUUUUCCUCCGGUCCUGGACCUCCCCACCGGCUCGGAGUCCGCCAUGGACGUCCCUUAUCCUAAGCAGCAGCUCCUCAAGAUUGCUCUUGACUCCCUCGAGCCACAGGUCAGGGCUUUCCUGGAGGGACCCGCUAGGCCCGACUGGAUCAUCUUCGACUAUGCAUCGCACUGGCUCCCAGCUGCCGCCACGGGUGCUGGCGUCGCCUCCGCCUACCUUGGCCUCUUCACUGCUGCCACGCUGUCAUUUAUCGGACCCCCGGAGGCUCGCAUGGAUGGCCCAAGGUCGACCAUAGAGGACUUCACCACGGUCCCAUCCUGGGUCCCACCAAAGUUCGAAUCGAAUGUAGCGUAUCGACUGCACGAGAUUGCAAAGUACAUGGAUCGUUCCGAGGAGUACACAUCUGUGACUUCCGAUACCGAGCGCUUCGGCAUCUCGAUCAGAGGUUGCAAUAUGGUAGCUGUUCGGACCUGCAUCGAGUUUGAACCGGAGUGGUUUGGUCUGUUGAGCGAAUUAUACCGAAAACCAGUUGUGCCUAUCGGGCUCCUCCCUCCCACUCGAGAGGAAUAUGAAGGAGCCGGAAGCCAAGAGAAAUGGCUUCCUAUCAAGCAUUGGUUGGACGAACAGAGACCAGGAUCAGUGGUCUAUGUUGCUCUUGGAACUGAGUCCUCUCCGAGCCAGGAGGAGCUCACCGAGUUGGCUCUCGGGCUGGACCAAUCCGACCUGCCCUUCUUCUGGGUCCUGAGAGAUGCACCUGAGUCUACGCAAAGCAGGCUGGAAAACCUUCCCGACGGGUUCCUAGAACGAGUCAGGGGCCGUGGGGUCAUUUGUACCGAGUGGGCCCCACAGUCGAGGAUACUUAGCCACGAUGCAGUCGGGGGGUUCUUGACCCACUGCGGGUGCAACUCAUUCAUAGAGGCCCUUAUGUUCAGCAGGGUUCUAGUCAUGCUGCCAAUGCUAAACGACCAGGGUCUGAAUGCGAGGCUCCUGAGCAGAAAGGGGGUCGGGGUGGAAGUGCCAAGGGAUGAGAAGGAUGGAUCAUUCACGCACGAGUCGGUGGCAGAGUCGCUCAGGUUGGCCAUCGUCGAUGAAUCAGGCGAGACACUGAGGGCUAAGGCGAGGCAAAUGAAGAGCUUGUUUGGAGAUAUGGAGAGGAAUGAGAUCCAUGUGGACGGUUUUGUACGGUACUUGGAAGAGAAUAGGAAGUGACUUUCCCUCGGCAGCAAUGAUCCGCGAACCAAAUCAUGAACUGAAACAUCAAUUCUAGAGAGAUUUUCGCUUUUCAUAGUUAUGGAAUACCAUACCUUCCAUUUGAUGAUGCAUCAUUGCUGCCAAAUGAAUUUGAAUGUCAUUGUAUAUCAUCAGUUUCAGUUGAUUCAAUUAUAAGGGAAAGUUGAGAAACCA